Danio aesculapii is the source of this 2461-nucleotide messenger RNA. RefSeq names its product cytokine receptor-like factor 1b (gene crlf1b). Gene Ontology annotation, molecular function: protein binding; cytokine receptor activity. The transcript has 8 exons. The record is from RefSeq and is a predicted model, not a curated record. Gene Ontology annotation, biological process: cytokine-mediated signaling pathway. Bases 167 to 1408 code for a protein of 413 amino acids. NCBI's taxonomy places the organism in Eukaryota, Metazoa, Chordata, Actinopteri, Cypriniformes, Danionidae. Gene Ontology annotation, cellular component: external side of plasma membrane.
UUCAGCUUUUGAGGCGUACUCUAUAUUGAUUCCUCUCCAAAAUUGAGAGUGAAGGUGAAUCUGAGCGUCCUCUUCGCCUCAUGAUGCUUUUCAGAAGCAGCAAUGAUUUUCACGAAGCUUUCUGGUGAUUAAGGCUUUUCCUUUUCAGCAAUUUAUGUGAAGGAGAAUGGAUUGUGCGCGCGCGCGCUCGCACCAGCAUGACAAGAAUCGAGUUGAGAGCGCGCGCGACGGACAAAUGACAAUUUCAGUCAUUAUGUUGUUUUUUGUCGCGUUUCUUCCAUAUGCGCUCACAGCACAUUUGGCCGUCAUAUCCCCCCAGGAUCCAGUGCUUCCCAUUGGCUCGAGCUUGACUGCGGUGUGCACUGUGAGUGCCGAGCUGGAAAUAACAGCUAGGUCCUUGUACUGGACGCUGAAUGGGAGACGCUUGGCUAGAAACACUUACAGAGUCCUGAGCCAGACCGAAUCGAGUGUCACACUUCAUCAACUCAAUGGCUCCUUGCAGCAGUCAGGAGAUAAUCUGGUUUGCCAUCGAAGUAAUGGAGAAGUUUUGGCCGGGUCCUGUCUUUAUGUCGGCUCAUCCCCUGAGAAACCCAUCAACCUGACAUGCUGGUCACGCAACACCAAAGAUCUGAGCUGCAGAUGGAGUCCGGGAAGUCAAGGAGAGACGUUCAUCAAUACCAAAUACGUCCUCAAGUACAAGCUAAAAUGGUAUGGUAAGGAAAAAGACUGUGAGGACUACACGGGACAGCCAUAUACAUGUUAUGUUCCACGUGACCUUGCCAUUUUUACACCAUAUGAGGCCUGGGUUGAGGCGACCAAUCAGCUUGGCUCGGCCACUUCAGAUGUCAUCACCUUAGACAUUUUAGAUGUAGUAACUACAGACCCCCCUCCUGAUGUCCUUGUAAGCCGUGUUGGAGAUCUGGAAGAUCAGUUAAGUGUACGUUGGGGCAGUCCUCCUGCCCUGAAAGACUACCUGUUUCAGGCCAAAUAUCAGAUCCGAUACCGUGUGGAAGAGAGUGACGAAUGGAAGGUAAUAGAUGAUGCUGGGAACCAAACGUCAUGUCGUUUGGCUGGUCUCAGAGCCGGUACGGUAUAUUUCGUCCAGGUACGAUGCAACCCAGUGGGCAUCUACGGUUCGAAGAAGGCAGGUAUAUGGAGCGACUGGAGCCACUCGACCGCCGCAUCAACUCCUGGCAUUGCAGAAAGGUCCCAAAGUGGCUCGUGCGACUCAAAGCCCAGCGAGAACAACUCAACGCUACGCAAGGAGCUCAAGCAGUUUUUCGGCUGGAUGCGCAAGCACUCUUACGGCUGCACAGACGUUAGCAUAAAACUCUACGAUCAGUGGCGCGUCUGGCUGCAGAAAGCCCAGAAAACACACGACCAGGUACUACAAAGCGGUAAAUCAUAGUGAAAGCUCCAAAAGAAGGCUUGGGAGAGUUUGCGGGGGCCGGCGACGACAUGGGUUUUAUCACUCUCCAGUGCUUGGGACGUUUCAUUGGGAUGAGUCAAGACUCUCUGAUGGAGCGACAUGAUCUACUGUUUGCCUCCUGCCGUAGGGCUCAUCAAAUACGACAAAGGAAGCGCUUUUGUCUCAGGCGCGUUAUUUAUACGGGCAUUAAAACUUAAAGACUCAAAAUGAGGAGAGAGAAAAUGAGAGAGAGUGUGAAAUGUUUGGAAAUAGAGACGACUUUCUAUUUUCAUCCACAUCUCAGCUAUAAAAAAAUGGACGUUUUCUUGUAGCUGGCAUUUGAAGGCAUGCAGCUGGGUUCAAAACUGGACAAUAUAUUUUUAGCAUUCACAUACUUAUAGUCUUUUGAAAUAUACUCCAUUUGAACAAACAUAGGUGCUCUACUAAUAUUAGCUCUUGUCCGGUGUUUGUGCUUUUUCCCUUCAUAAGUUACGAAUGAUAAAUAAGUCUUUCUAUUCAUUUAAAAAGAAGGUCACGUGGUAUUUUAAAGUGUUCUACUAACAUCUAAAGAGGCUUUUUCACUGCACUGUUCAGUAUGGAUCACUUUGGGGGCUUUUCUGCUACAUUCUGCACCUUGUACAGGUAAUGUUUCAAGCAGGCCGUAGUGUUAUAAAACCAUGAUGUAUACACACUGCUGUCGACUGAUUGGUCAAAGAACAUUAAAAGCUAGGAUCAAAUGUUAUGAUAGUGAGAUAUUUACUUUCAUUAAUUCAUUUGCCCCAGAGAUAGAUGGAUUUUUGCUAACACUGAUUUCCUACUGUUUUUGUUAGUAAUAUGCAAUAAAAAAACGUUACAUUUAUAAACGUUACAAGCAUAAAUCAAAUGAACGUAUAUUAUUAGUGUUAAUUAUAGAAUAACUACUGUAUAUUGUUGUAUAUUUAGAUAAAAGUAAAUGUAACAAUAUUUAAAAAUAGGUCAUAAUUGUUGAUAGAUAGAUAGAUAGAUAGAUAGAUAGAUAGAUAGAUAGAUAGAUAGAUAGAUAGAUAGAUAGAU